CGUAACAGAACAGGGUUUGCCACUCUUUCCAACUGCUACACGUCGCUGCCGUAAGCAGCAAUAAUAGCAUGCGCGAGCCCACACGCAACCCUCUUCUUCUCCGACACACCCACAGACCUUCACAACAUUCAAAACACCGCGUUUCGCUCUCCUGAAGAAAAUUUCUUCUCUUUGCGCGUGUCCCGUUCUCUUCUCCAGUCCUCCACACUCACCCAAAAGGGAAAAGCAAAACCCUGAUUUUCUUGUAACGUCAUUAGGUAUAUAUACAUAUUGAUUAUAGAUAUAUACCCAAAUGGAGGUUAAGCUAUGGAACGACAAGCGCGAGAGGGAAAUGUAUGAGAACUUUGCUGAGCUUUAUGCAAUAAUCAAGGCCACCGAGAAGCUUGAGAAGGCCUAUAUUCGUGAUAUAAUAUCCCCAUCUGAAUAUGAAAUUGAAUGCCAAAAACUCAUUGUCCAUUUUAAGACCUUAGCUUCCUCACUCAAAGAUACAGUCCCGAGUAUUGAGAGGUUUGCAGAUACCUACAAAAUGGAUUGCCCGGCGGCUAUAAACCGCCUGGUGAUCUCCGGGGUGCCUGCCACAGUGGAGCACCGUGCGGCUGCAUCUGCCUCCACAACCACCUCGGCUGCCAUUGUGGCGGAGUGCGUUCAGAAUUUCAUUACUGCAAUGGACUCAUUGAAGCUAAAUAUGGUGGCGGUUGAUCAGGUGCACCCGCUGCUGUCGGACCUCUCAGGUUCGCUCAAUAAGUUGACUAUUUUGCCACCGGAUUUCGAAGGAAAGACAAAGAUGAAGGAGUGGAUUGUGAGGUUGUCAAAGAUGGGGGCAGCAGAUGAGUUGACGGAACAGCAGGCUCGCCAGCUCCAUUUUGAUCUGGAGUCUUCGUAUAAUUCAUUCAUGGCGGCUUUGCCUAAUGCUGGUACGUGAUUGAUAUGGGUAAGCAUGUAAAUAACGGGGAUAAUCUUUUGUUUCGGUGAUUAUAUAAGUACUUUGUGCUUUUUUGUACUUCAUCUUGGUAGAUCCUCGGCGAUGGUUGGAAGAUUUAUAUAUUUGUGACGACCACUUAUACUUGUAGGGAUGACUGUCUAGUGGAUCCAAAUAUUGAUUCGUGCUUUAAAGAUAUGUUUUUCAUAUUAUGAUGUGAAAGUACUCAAUUUGAUUUCUCGGUUUGUUAUA
This is a messenger RNA of Alnus glutinosa, 1171 nucleotides long. RefSeq names its product vacuolar protein sorting-associated protein 28 homolog 1. Bases 293 to 922 code for a protein of 209 amino acids. The transcript has 2 exons. Lineage: Eukaryota; Viridiplantae; Streptophyta; Magnoliopsida; Fagales; Betulaceae. Gene Ontology annotation, cellular component: ESCRT I complex. The record is from RefSeq and is a predicted model, not a curated record. Gene Ontology annotation, biological process: protein transport to vacuole involved in ubiquitin-dependent protein catabolic process via the multivesicular body sorting pathway. Gene Ontology annotation, molecular function: protein-containing complex binding.